GGAAGGCGGCCGGAGAUGGAGCCAGAGCUCGGAGCUGGUGCUCCGUGAUGGGGAGAAGCCCCACAGCUGCAUGGAGUGUGGGAAGAGCUUCAGGUGGAACAGCGAACUGAUCAGGCACCAGAGGAUUCACACUGGGGAGAAGCCCUACGAGUGUGGGGAGUGUGGGAAGAGCUUCAGGCGCCACUCCAAUCUCAUCACGCACCAGAGGACACACACUGGGGAGAAGCCCUACGAGUGUGGGGAGUGUGGGAAGAGCUUCACAGUGGGCUCCAACCUGAUUGUGCACCAGAGGAUGCACACUGGGGAGAGGCCCUACGAGUGUUCCAAGUGUGGGAAGGCUUUUCAGACCAGCUCUGAUCUCCUCAAGCACUAUCAGAGUCACAGAGAGGAGAGGCCUUUCCAAUGCCCUGAGUGUGGGAAGGGAUUCAAGCGCAACUCCCACCUCAUCACCCACCAGCACAUCCACACUAGAGAGACGCCCUACGAGUGUGAUAAAUGCAGGAAGAGGUGUCGGACCAGCGGCCAUCUCCUCCAGCACUAUCGCAUUCACUCAGAGGAGAGGCCCUUCCAAUGCCCUGAGUGUGGGAAGGGAUUCAAGUACGACUCCACCCUCAUCAGCCACCGGCGCAUCCACACAGGGGACAGGCCCUACGAGUGUGAUAAAUGCAGGAAGAGGUUUCGGACCAGCUCUCAUCUCCUCCAGCACUAUCGGAUUCAUUCAGAGGAGAGGCCCUUCCGCUGCCCCGACUGCGGGAAGGGAUUCAAGCACAACUCCCACCUCGUCAGGCACCGGCGCAUCCACACAGGGGAGAGGCCCUACGAGUGUCCCCAGUGUGGGAAGAGCUUCUACUGCAGCUCUAACUUGACCCAACACCAACGUAGGCACCGGUGAGGGAAGCCCUGCGAGUGCCCUGAGUGCGGGCAGAGCUUCGUGCGCUGCUCCAGCUCCAUCCCCCGCUGGAGGAGGCACUGUGGGCACAG
This is a messenger RNA of Melospiza melodia melodia, 981 nucleotides long. Its product is annotated as zinc finger protein 329-like. Lineage: Eukaryota; Metazoa; Chordata; Aves; Passeriformes; Passerellidae. The record is from RefSeq and is a predicted model, not a curated record. Bases 71 to 892 code for a protein of 273 amino acids. The transcript has a single exon.